CUUUUAAUAACUAGAAAAAGAAAUGAUGGACCGACUGAGCAAAACAAAUCAAUAAUCCAUUAAUUCCAUUUAAUUUCUUCGAAUUUCUUCAAAAUUAAUAAAUGGCGAAAAACGGCACCGCCACCGCCACCGGCAGCGGAGUAGGAAGCGUAGGAGCAGAAGGAGAGACAGUUCCACGGCUAUCGUCAAGUUCAAGGCUGAGAAGAGCAGGACCCGACCCGUUUCUAGUAGUGUGUAGAUGUUUCAGCGUUAUAACAGCUUUAACGGCUGUUCUUUGUAUCGUCGUUAAUGUUCUUUCUGCUGCCAGGUCUUUCAAACACGGAUCCGAUGUAUUUGAUGGAGUGUUUAGGUGUUAUGCGGUUGUGAUUGCGUGCUUUGUGGUUGUUGCCGAGACUGAGUGGGGUUUUAUGAUCAAGUACUUGCCAGUUUUGGAGUAUUGGGCUGGUAGGGGCAUGCUGCAGAUCUUCGUUGGAGUCAUGACGAGAGCUUUCCCUGAGUAUUCACCAAAGCAGAAGAAUCUUUUUAUACUACAAAAUGUAGCAAGCUAUAUGCUGCUUGCUUGUGGCUUUGUUUAUCUUGUCUUGGGAGUUCUAUGCAUUGGAUUUCUCAAACGUGCACGACAACAGAAAGAAAUUUCAAGAGAGCAAGCAAUAAAGGAUCUAGAGCAAUUGGAGCAGCGAAGGGAGGAGCUUGAACAAUUGCUUAUAGUAGAAAGAGUUUGAAGCCAUUUCCGCAAGUUCUCCUUUUCACAUAAAUGGUCUUCUUGAUUUCUUGAGUUUAAUGAGCUCCGACAGAUCAGACCGCUAUUCCUUUCCUAGAGUUAAGGAGCUAAGCCAUAUCGCGAUUCCUGAAGUGGCAUUAAUGAAUCCUAGCCGCGUUUGUCUCAUGCCAGUAAGCUUUUACUGUCUCGUUGAUUGCUUCUGUUAUUUUCUAUUUGUUGAGAGCUUCCAUUAGAUAAAAUUAGUUUGUGCAGUAAGUCAUGCAUUUUUUUUAUAUAUUUGGAAACCAAGCUACUGGCUUUUGUUAUUGAUAUGUUUCAUGAAGUGCAUUGAAUAAUCAAGUGCGGAUUGCAUUUGAUGUUUCUAUUAGAUUGAUGCUUACACAUCUAUUCAAAUUUGGUAUUGUACUAUUGUCCUACGAAAUGUAUUGAAUGGUUGACGCAAUGAAUAAUGAAAAUAAUUUGAGAA
Mercurialis annua (annual mercury) is the source of this 1187-nucleotide messenger RNA. RefSeq lists its product as uncharacterized. The record is from RefSeq and is a predicted model, not a curated record. Lineage: Eukaryota; Viridiplantae; Streptophyta; Magnoliopsida; Malpighiales; Euphorbiaceae. The transcript is spliced from 6 exons. Bases 102 to 722 code for a protein of 206 amino acids.